This is a messenger RNA of Corylus avellana, 780 nucleotides long. The record is from RefSeq and is a predicted model, not a curated record. Lineage: Eukaryota; Viridiplantae; Streptophyta; Magnoliopsida; Fagales; Betulaceae.
AUGGAUUCCUGGCUUUCCUUUCACUCUGGUUUUCUUCUUCUUGUCUUCCUUAUAUUGUUGGUUUCCGUCCAGGUUCCGGUGUCUUUAUGCUCCUAUGAUUGGUAUUCAAGUUGUAACAACCGGUUUAACUGCGGGGACAAUAUCACCGACGUGGGUUAUCCAUUCUGGGGUGAUGGACGACCGGAUGGCUGCGGCAAUCCAGAUUUAAAGCUCAAUUGUGUGCACAAUAUCACUAGCAUCAAAAUUAUGAAGCUGAAAUACCGCGUUUUGGGUUUCGAUCCUAGCGCCAAAAGCCUCAAAAUUCUCAGGGAGGACUUCUUGGAUGGAGUUUGUUCACCAGUCUUCGUCGACACCUCCCUCGAUUCAGAGCUUUUUGAAUAUGGCCUUGGCUACGUUGACAUUAAGUUAGUCUAUGGUUGCCCAGAUUCAACCAAUUAUCCACCCAUAUUCUCUUGCACCGUUAAUGGCACCGCUGAUAAAGGCGUUUACAUAGAACCUGACGUCCCUGUGGUUUGUGCAAAAAGCGUGGUUGUUCCUGUUCUUGCAACUCGUUAUAAAGAUAUAGGCAAUUUGUCAAGAAUUGAAGACGUCAUCAAAGAAGGAUUCGAUGUGAAGUGGAAGGAAGAUCCAGCUUGUAUUGCCUGCACCGGGUCUAAGGGGGUUUGCGGUUACGACCAGAUUACGACUCAAACAACUUGCUACUACCCAAAUCAAUCAAACGGGUUACAAAUAUCUCCUGCCAAAGCCCCCCAAGCGCCUUCAAGUAAAUCAGGCAUGUAA